This is a messenger RNA of Condylostylus longicornis, 1093 nucleotides long. RefSeq lists its product as uncharacterized. NCBI's taxonomy places the organism in Eukaryota, Metazoa, Arthropoda, Insecta, Diptera, Dolichopodidae. The record is from RefSeq and is a predicted model, not a curated record. The transcript has a single exon. Bases 20 to 946 code for a protein of 308 amino acids.
AUCAAAUUUAGUCACUAAAAUGAAAUUCACAAUAUUAUUACUAUUCGGUCUAACGGUAUUUAUUAGCUCAACAUGGGCUGACAACUAUGAAUUAGCUGCAAUAGCCCCUACUGGAAUUAUGGAUGAUUUUCUUGGUUGGAUUAAAAACGCAGCCAAAGGAACUUCAUCAGCAUUUUUGAAAGUUAUGUCUUCCAUUGUUAAUAAAAUUAUGAGUAUUAUAUCAAAAUGGAAGGGAUCCAAUUUUGAGGUAGUCAUCAGAUUAGGAAGUCAAAUAAUGAAAUUAAAGGAUUUAGCUGAUGAUUAUCUUAUUAUGUUGGGUGACCAAAUACAUGGAAUAUUAGACAAAUUUGAGGGCUCCAUUAACAGUGUAUUAGAUAUCUUAAAUAUUAAGUUCGAUGAAGCUAUGGAUAAAGCUAAUCAUACGUUAUUUAAUGCAACAACACAAUUACAAGACUGGAGAGAUUAUUUGGAAUUAAGAUUAAAAACUGAGGCACCACAUAGAUAUGAUGAAGGAAUGAAAAUUGUUGAAGAAUUUAGUAAUAAAAGUAUAGUUGAUGUUUAUUCUUGUUCAGAAGGAGCUAUAAAACCGAUACGAAAUCUAUUUGACAAAUGUGAAACACUAGUAAAUGAAACAUUACCAUUAGCUAGAGCACUGGUUGAUUCUGUACAAAAAUGUAUAUUUGAUGGUGGCUGGGAUAUAAGUCGUAUACAAUCAUGCUUAAUUAAAACAAAAGAUGUUUUUCUGGUUACAAUCAAAGAGUUUCCAUCCAAAAUUAGUGCACUUCAGUCAGAAAUAUAUAAAUUAUUAAUAGAAGAAUUGUUCAAUUUACCAUGUAUUGCUGGGAGUCGAAUUAAAAUUGAAAUUGGUAAAAAAGAAAUUACCCAACGCAUAGAUGAUAUGAUAAAACAAAGUAAAAGUAAUAUGCUUUUAUAUUUACUUCAUUGAUAAUUAAUAUAUUAACUACAACUAUCAAAAAUUAAUAAUUUUUUGUUGUAAACUAUUUGAUUAAUUUAUAAGGAAUAUACUGAGAGAAACUUUGAUUAAGUUAAUUAUAUUUGAUUUAGGAAAUCAGUUUGAUAUUUUUUUGGUAUA